Molecule: messenger RNA, 837 nt
Organism: Epithele typhae
Lineage: Eukaryota; Fungi; Basidiomycota; Agaricomycetes; Polyporales; Epitheliaceae
Exons: 2
Coding region: 1-837 (278 amino acids)
Source: RefSeq, a predicted model, not a curated record
AUGCUAAAGACGAUCUACUUCUACGACAUCCCUGGCAUUUCGAAGGCCCUCGCCUGGUCUCCAAACACAUGGAAGACGAGGUUCUGCCUCAACGCCAAAGGCCUCCCCUACAAGACCAUUUGGGUCGACUUUCCGGACAUCGAGGCGGUCUGCACCAAGAUCGGCGCCGCGCCCACCGCCAAGAAGCGUGACGGCUCCCCUGUGUACACCCUCCCCGUGAUCUACGACCCGAACACAAACACGACCGUCUCUGAGUCGCUCGCCAUCGCCCGCUACCUCGAGCGCAGGUACCCCGACCGCGUCGUGCUCAUCCCGCCCGCGCUCGACGGCCUCAUGGCCGACUUCCAAAAGGCGGUCUGGGCCACGUUCGGGCUGCCGAUGAUGAAGCUCAUCAUCCCCGCGGAGCACACGACGAUCCGCCCGGUCGCCCGGCCGUACUUCCGCGCGACUCGCGAGGCGCGGUACGGGCAGGCCCUCGAGGAGUUUCCGCCUCCUGGGAGCGCGCUCCGUGCGGAGUGUUGGGCGACGACGGAGGCCGCGGCCGGGGUGCUCGCCGGAUGGUGGGACCAGGAGGCGAACACGAAAGGUCUCGUCCCGCACCCCGCGGUGGGUGCCGGGGAGAGGACGCUGCUGAUCAGCGACGCGCUUCCGGUGUCGUACGCGGAUGCGAUCAUGGUGGGCUGGCUGUACUGGUUUAGGGAGUGUUUGGGCGAGGAGAGUGAGGAGUGGAAGAAGAUGACGACUUGGCAUGGCGGGAGGUGGGUGAGGCUUAUGGCCGUGAUGGAGAAGUAUGCCGCAGUCGACUCGGGAGAGGAGCUUCAACUGGCGAAGUUGUAA